AUGCCAUUUAAAAACACUGUUUCAAAGGGACUUUCCACGUGCAGCACGGAGAGCCUGGAUGUGGGAUCUUUCAAUAUCCUGGUUAACUUUGGUGUCGUGCUCACAUACCCCAUCCUGAUCUCCAUUGGCACAGUGCUCAGUGUCCCUGGAAAUGCAGGAACCACAGCUGCCGUGGAUCUGGUGAAACACAAAAUGAUCUUCAGCGUGGUGAGGUUGGGAGCCACCAUCAUCAUCUGCAUCGGGUUCCUGCUCAUGCUGCUCCCCGAGCAAUGGGAUGAGACAACCCUGAGAUUCAUCAACAGCCUGAAGGAGAGGAAGAGUGAGGAUCACACCGACGAGAUCACAGAGUCCAGUGUCCACACGAGGAGCAGGAGCAGAGCUAACGAGACAGUGUCUGUACCACUGGCUCAGGGCUGGGCCUAG
Chiroxiphia lanceolata (lance-tailed manakin) is the source of this 423-nucleotide messenger RNA. Its product is annotated as solute carrier family 35 member F4-like. Lineage: Eukaryota; Metazoa; Chordata; Aves; Passeriformes; Pipridae. The record is from RefSeq and is a predicted model, not a curated record. The coding region runs from base 1 to 423 and encodes 140 amino acids. The transcript is spliced from 4 exons.